AUGUCAGGGCUUGACAAGGCUCUCUUCAAUCUAAAGUUCACGUCGAAACAGCUCAAUAGACAAGCCGCAAAAGCCGAUAAAGACGCUCGAGCCGAACAAGCUAAACUGAAGAAGGCUCUUACCCAGACUCCUCCCCAACCACAAAUUGCCCGCCUCUAUGCCACAUCGUCAAUUCGCAACUCGAAACAGAGGGUUGACCUUCUCACACUCGCCGCACGAAUCGAUGCCGUUGCAGCACGGGUCCAGACAGCCAUCACUAUGCGAACCGUCACACAGUCAAUGGCGCAGACAGUCAAGGGGAUGGAUGUGGCGCUGAAGAGCAUGGACUUGGAAAAGAUAGGUGCGGUGAUGGAGAAGUUUGAGUCACAAUUUGAGGAUCUGGAUGUCGUAGGUGGCUAUUACGAGGGUGUGGCGGGUGGCGUAGAAAGCCAACAGGUGGGUGUGGAAGGCCAUGGCGAGGUAGAUGCUCUGAUGAGUCGUGUCGCGGACGAAGCUGGUGUAGAGUUAAGUCAAGGCUUGGAGCAGGGUCAGGUACCGAAUGAAGAACUUAGCAACAAAGAAGGAAAGCAAAAAGAGCAAGCAGCACUCGAAGAAGGAUUAGGCGAUCGGCUGAGGGCAUUGAGGAAUUGA
Messenger RNA from Endocarpon pusillum Z07020, 630 nucleotides. RefSeq lists its product as uncharacterized. Gene Ontology annotation, cellular component: ESCRT III complex; multivesicular body. Bases 1 to 630 code for a protein of 209 amino acids. The record is from RefSeq and is a predicted model, not a curated record. Lineage: Eukaryota; Fungi; Ascomycota; Eurotiomycetes; Verrucariales; Verrucariaceae. Gene Ontology annotation, biological process: protein transport; endosome transport via multivesicular body sorting pathway; late endosome to vacuole transport. The transcript is spliced from 2 exons.